AAGCCAAGGUUUCUCUGGUUCUCUCUCUCUCUCGAUCUCUCUCGAUCUCCAAUGGCGGGGAGGCUAGGGUUUCGCAGCUCGUCGCCGGGCGAACAGAUGAUCGUGGUGAGUACCCCUGCUCAGGAGCUUGCCCUUACUAACCUCGCCUACUGCUCCGCCUCCGAUCUCCGCCGCUUUUCUUCUCCGGGAUCGGCGCUUGCGCUCGUCGGUGAUUCGAUUGUCCUCUCCCUCAGAGCUCAUGAUGGUGUUUAUGAUGGCCACAUAGCUUUAAAUGCCAUGCAGCGGCGGCAUACCAAAGUUUCCGCUGGAGACUCCAUAUCCAUCAGCAGAUUCAUCCCACCAGAUAAUUUCAAUCUGGCUUUGUUGACAUUAGAGAUAGAGUUUGUCAAGGGAAAAGUCACGCGAAAUGAGCAGUUGGAUGCCAUUGUUCUUGCCCAACAAAUUCGGAAAAGAUUUGUUAAUCAGGUUAUGACAACUGGGCAGAAGGUGUCAUUUGAAUUUUGUGGAACGAACUAUAUUUUCACAGUCAAUCAAGCUGCAUUGGAGGGCCAGGAAAGUUCAAAAGGGUUGGAAAGGGGAUUUAUAACCGCUGAUACAUAUAUUGUAUUUGAAACUUCUCCAAACUCUGGAAUUAAGAUAAUUAAUCAGCGGGAGGCGGCUAGCAGCAGUAUUUUUAGACAGAAGGAGUUUAAUCUUCAGAAACUAGGAAUUGGAGGACUAAGUGAGGAAUUUACAGAUAUCUUUCGGAGAGCAUUUGCUUCCCGAGUUUUUCCUCCACAUGUCACUAAUAAAUUGGGAAUUAAGCAUGUUAAGGGAAUGCUACUUUAUGGGCCUCCUGGUACUGGCAAGACUCUUAUGGCACGUCAAAUUGGGAAGUUACUAAACGGAAGGGAACCUAAGAUUGUUAAUGGACCUGAAGUAUUGAGCAAGUUUGUCGGUGAAACUGAGAAAAAUGUGAGAGAUUUAUUUGCUGAUGCUGAAGCUGACCAAAAGGCCAAAGGUGAUCAAAGUGACUUGCAUGUAAUAAUUUUCGAUGAAAUUGAUGCUAUUUGUAAGUCUAGAGGUUCAACAAGGGAUGGCACUGGAGUACAUGACAGCAUUGUUAAUCAACUCCUUACAAAGAUAGAUGGAGUUGAAUCUUUAAACAAUGUCUUGCUUAUUGGAAUGACCAAUCGGAAAGAUUUGCUUGAUGAAGCCCUUCUGAGACCUGGACGACUAGAGGUUCAUGUUGAGAUUAAUCUUCCUGAUGAAAAUGGUCGCCUACAGAUUCUUCAAAUUCACACAAAUAAGAUGAAAGAGAAUUCUUUUCUUGCUGCAGAUGUGAGCCUCGAAGAACUUGCUGCACGAACAAAAAAUUACAGUGGAGCUGAACUAGAGGGUGUUGUCAAAAGUGCAGUCUCUUUUGCGUUGAACAGACAAAUUAGUAUGGAUGAUCUUACUAAGCCCUUGGAUGAGGAGAGCAUAAAGGUUACAAUGGAUGAUUUCUUGCAUGCCCUUGAAGAAAUUAUUCCCGCAUUUGGUGCUUCGACUGAUGAUCUUGCUCGAUGCAGACUCAAUGGAAUAGUUGAUUGCGGUGAAAGACACAAACACAUUUAUCAAAGAGCCAUGCUGCUUGUGGAGCAAGUUAAAGUGAGCAAGGGCAGCCCACUUGUUACUUGUCUUCUGGAAGGCCCAAGUGGCAGUGGCAAGACUGCAAUGGCAGCUUCAAUUGGGCUUGAUAGUGAUUUCCCCUAUGUAAAAAUUAUCUCAGCAGAAACAAUGAUUGGGCUAAGUGAAGGCAGUAAAUGUGCACAAAUCGUCAAGGUUUUUGAGGAUGCAUACAGAUCUCAACUGAGCAUAGUAAUACUUGAUGACAUUGAAAGGUUACUGGAGUAUGUUCCUAUUGGACCACGCUUUUCAAAUUUGAUUUCACAAACAUUGAUGGUCCUCCUUAAACGGCUGCCUCCGAAGGGGAAGAACAUCCUGGUGAUUGGAACAACAAGUGAGGUGGGAUUUCUGGAGUCUCUGGGUAUUCGUGAUGCUUUCUCUGUCUCUUAUCAUGUGCCAACAUUGGACAAGGCUGAUGCAAAGAAGGUGUUGCAAGCACUCAAUGUAUUUGCUGAAGCUGAUAUCGAUUCGGCAUCUGAAGCCGUGCAUAAUAUGCCAAUCAAGAAGCUGUAUAUGCUAGUGGAAAUGGCUGCUCAAGGAGUAAAUGGAGGAAGUUCAGAAGCUAUAUACUCUGGAAAAGAGAAGAUUAACAUCAAUCAUUUCUAUGAUAUCUUGGGUGAUAUUGUGCCGGUGUAUUAGUUAAAUUUUCCAUAGCUGAGGCAAUUUUUACCAGUCUCUAAGUUACCCUUUUUACUUGCUGUUAUUUUUGCUGAUGAGCAACCAUGAAGUAUUCAUUAUAAAGUUUUCAUGUAAGUUAUAAGAUUCAACUAAACCACAACAACAAACUGAGUAUUUGGUUGAUUUGCCAGGUCACUGUUUUUUCUGCAUUAAUUUUACCCAUUUGAAGUC
Messenger RNA from Dioscorea cayenensis subsp. rotundata (Guinea yam), 2496 nucleotides. Its product is annotated as vesicle-fusing ATPase. The transcript is spliced from 21 exons. Gene Ontology annotation, biological process: Golgi to plasma membrane protein transport; intra-Golgi vesicle-mediated transport; SNARE complex disassembly. Gene Ontology annotation, molecular function: ATP hydrolysis activity; ATP binding. The coding region runs from base 52 to 2286 and encodes 744 amino acids. Gene Ontology annotation, cellular component: Golgi stack. The record is from RefSeq and is a predicted model, not a curated record. Lineage: Eukaryota; Viridiplantae; Streptophyta; Magnoliopsida; Dioscoreales; Dioscoreaceae.